Messenger RNA from Notodromas monacha, 2017 nucleotides. The record is from the annotation of a GenBank genome assembly. NCBI's taxonomy places the organism in Eukaryota, Metazoa, Arthropoda, Ostracoda, Podocopida, Cyprididae.
GGUGAAACUUGCACAACCUCCUAUCACAGAAAGAAAGGCGAUAAACUUUCGGGCUCCACUUACUCAAUAUUACUUACUCGUCAAAAUUGUGCCUCCCGAUGACGCGUCCGAGGUUCAGAAAAUUUCCCGCAAAAGUUUUUACUCCGAUCGUCUAAAUCAGCUCGCGUUAAUCCGGAUUACGGGGCUCGGGAUAUAAACAAUUAAAAAGAAGAUGCGACUGGCGGCGAUUUGGGGCGUUUUCACGCUCCUCGCGGUCCUCGUCGCAGCAGAUACUUCCUUCUAUGCGGAUGGCAGCAUUGACUACGAAAAUAGCGAUUUCGAUGACCUAGCCUCUCCCGUGGCUUCCCAGACGCAAACCCAACCGGUGUCCGAUGACAGGAAGGAUGUUGUGCUUGAAUCCCGAAAGCCCGUCACACAAGAUGCCGACGAUAUCACGAACCCGGAAUACUUCAAGGAAGCGCGAGCAAACGCUGAACACAUCCGGAACUUGGCUUCGAAUUCGCGUAUAAGAAGCAACGAUAAAGUGUCGGAUUCGGAGAGCGGACUUGCCCAGUUUCUAGCUGCUCACGCUGUCAAAGACGACGUCAAGAUGGAUCAAGACUGGUACGCUCCGAGCCCAAGAAGUGUUCCCCAAAUCGCCGCCGGAAUCGGGGAAUACGAGAUCCGCAAUCCCAUCAUCCCAAUACAAACACCAUACGUCCCUUCAUCACCCCCUAAUCUUCCAAUGACAUACAUCCCACAAACUCAACCACAAUCCUACUAUCCGCCACUGGACUAUCGUCGACCAAUGCGACCACCGAACAGCAACGCGGUCUAUGCUAGAGCGAUGAUGGUCGGCAUGAAACCCAUCGGACCUCCACUAGAAGUUAAUCCUGCUCUGCCAUCAAUGCAAUCGAACUUCAAUCCCUAUGGUCCCUACGAACCAGUUUCGGGUUCUCAGGUCGAGUAUCUUGGGGCCUAUGAUCCUUACAGCGAUCGUUAUCCAAUGGUGAGACCGACCUACGAGGUGCAAGACGGCGAAGAGGAGGAUGAGGAUGAAGGUCCUCUGGAUGAUAGCAAGCUCGACGAUCUGCCUGUUCCUGAAGAAGACAAACAAAUCAAGAAAACCGUGAAGACCCUCGGAGGAAACCCCGGAACAAGUGAUAUAAAGAUGAUGUUAUACAAGCCUCCUCGACGCUUGUACCUUCCCCUGCUUCGUACAGGUGGUCCUGUUCUAACGCGUCCUUUUCCUCCUCUGUUCUUCCACCAAGUAGAGGGCAGGCCUUUUUGUGUGAAGAUCAAAACUAACUCUCAAGGGAAGAUAAACGUCAUGAUCGAAGGAGGAGAUGGGAAAGGUAAGUCCUCCGGACCGGAUCCGAAGAAACUGGAGGAACACAUGACUUCGGCCAUCGCGAAUGCCGCAUCCGUGAAGGAACGAAUCGCUGCCCAGGAGGCUUCCGAAACAUGGAAUCUGACGACAACCGUCACAGUAUCUCUGGGCUUCCUCCUGGCUGGAAUCGUCGGCAUUAUGGGAUUCACCUUGAUGCAACAGCGAGCAAGGCAAGCAGAACGCGAGGAUUCAACUACGAUUCAUUCGCGAAGCGCGUCGAAAGUUGAACUCGGACAAGAUCUCUCAGAUUACUGUUAUCGAGAAGACGUCCGUCGACUUGCACACAUCCUCGAGGAUGAUUAAAUUGUUGCGUACUCUCCAAUUAUAUAUUAUCCAGCGUCUUAUUCACGUGUCUGUUGAGCGACUGAAUAUAUCAGCAACGAUUCCGACGUGGUUUCCACGCGACUCCACCCAAGAACUAGCUGAACGGCAGCGGCCAUGACUGCUAGACUAUCUGACGCCAAAGCAUUGAGACCACAGAGCAGUUGGAUCGAGUAACAGACACUUUCGACGCAUGAAACUUGUUAUAUUUCCCUCAUUCGAUCCCGGUUCUGUCCAAGGCGGCCCCGAGAAAAAACUUCGCAAAAAACGGCGCCGGAAAGAUUUCUGUUUGCGGCGGACACGACGAAAAAAGAGCAUGUUAAUAUG